UGUCGAACCUCUGAGUCCCGCACUAGCGGCCAGUGUUGAUGCGUUAUUCAGAAAAAUAGGCCGGCAGUACGCGAGCGUGAAAAAAUAAUCGAAAAUUAUCUGUGGCGGAUAAGUUCGAUAUAUUUGCGCGGGAGUAUUUUUAAAAAUUUUGCUGGUUUGUUUUCGUGUUUCCAUUGCGCUGUGUUGGAACAUUAGAAGGUUCUAGAGGGAUAAUUUUAAGCCGGUGGCAGGAAAUAACGGAGCCAUGGCCGAUGUGGGGGUGUCACAGUCGGUGCUUGUGGAGCCAAGAGGAGACAAUGGCAGAAAGUUGCCACAGUAUAUUGCUGCUUUGUCAGCCACUCUUGGUGCCCUGGCGGCUGGUUCCAUGCUCGGCUGGUCUUCACCUGUCGUCUUCAAGAUAACCCAGGAGAACAGUACGGACUAUAAUUUCGAUGUAUCAAGCACCCAAGGUGACUGGGUAUCUUCUUUGAUAAAUCUUGGAGCUGCUGCCGUUUGUUUCCCUAUUGGUUUAAUCAUGGAUGCCAUAGGAAGAAAGAAAACUAUGCUGCUGCUAACCUUACCAUUCACUUUAGGCUGGCUACUUAUAACCUUUGCCCCAAAUGUUGGGACUCUGAUGGCGGGAAGGUUUAUUACUGGUGUUGCUGGUGGUGCCUUUUGUGUCACUGCUCCUGCAUAUAACAGUGAAAUCGCCCAGGAUUCGAUACGAGGAACUUUAGGCAGCUUUUUUCAACUGAUGAUAACAGUGGGUAUACUUUUUGCUUAUGCGGUGGGCAGUUAUACGAGUAUUUUUGUCUUUAAUAUACUCUGUACACUGAUCCCUAUAAUAUUUGCAUUGAUAUUCUUCUUUAUGCCAGAAAGUCCUAACUUUUUGGUUGUAAAAGGUAAAUUAGAUGAAGCCAGAGAAUCUCUUAUCAGACUCCGCGGUAGGAAUUACGACGUUGAUAGUGAAUUGACCAAUCUUCAAAACAAAGCCGAGGCAGCCAAGAGCAAUCCAGUUUCUUUUCUCUCAGCGAUCACUAAGAAAACAGCCCUCAAAGCCUUACUCAUUUGCUACGCACUUAUGUUGUUCCAACAAUUAUCCGGCAUAAAUGCUGUAAUUUUCAACACAUCUGCGAUUUUCUCCAGUGCCGGAGCGACUAUACCAGCGCCGAUCGCCACAAUCAUAAUUGGGGUCAUCCAAGUCAUUGCCACUUUUGUAUCCAGUGUGGUGGUCGAUAAAUUGGGCAGACGUAUCCUGCUUCUAUUCUCUGCUCUCGUGAUGUGCUUGUGUUCGACAGCUUUGGGCGUUUUCUUCUUUUUGAAAGACACUCAUGGUGCGGAAUCGUCGAUAGUUGAAGCGAUCUCUUGGCUGCCAUUGCUCUCUCUGUCGUUAUUCAUUGUUUCGUUUUCUCUCGGUUUCGGUCCGAUCCCCUGGAUGAUGGCUGGUGAAUUGUGCUUGAUCGAUAUCAAAUCAUUCGUCGGUUCAACUGCUGGUACUUUCAACUGGCUUCUCAGCUUCACUGUCACGAGCACUUUCAAUUCCUUAAACACGGCGAUAGGCUCUGGCCAAGUCUUUUGGAUGUUCGCUGGCAUCAUGGUGUUAGGAUUCGUUUUCAUAUUCUUUAUCGUACCGGAAACUAAGGGUAAGAGUGUCGAUGAAAUUCAAAUAAUGUUGGGUGCGGAACCAGAAACACAGACAAAUGUCGAUGGAAAGAAAUAAACAAUCCUAGAGACUGAUAAAGUAUUUUUGUACGAAGAGUUACUAGGUAGUCUAUGGUUGGCUAAUUCUAGUUGUCUUUGGUGUUACAAAUCACAAUCUGGUGUGCUUCGUAAGCAAUUUAGUUACUGCUCUUUUACCAAAGAUUCAAUCGUCUGGAUUUGUUAAUUCGUCGACUUUAAUGUUAAGAUAUGAAAACUUAGCCUACACAUAGUUAAUUUAUUAAAUGUUUAACUGUAAUUAAUGCUCAUGGCAGCUUUUUUAAAAUAUAGACAUUAUUUUUCUCAUCCAAAAUGGGAACAUACUGAUAUUGUUAGUACAUAAGUUUUAUCAAAAUAUAUUAUAUCAAUUGUGAAGUUCAAUUUUUGAAAAAGUUUUAUAUAUAAUAUAUUUAUUUAGAUAAAUGUACAGGAUAAAUAAAUUGCCAUAUAAAACUUUCUACUUUCUAUGACAGCUAAGAAAUUGCCAUAUUUAUUUAAAAAUAUUUUAGUAUGAAUGAGGCUGCUGUCGUUAAUAGUUUAUGUAAUUUAUUGUUCAAUGUUGUAGUACAACUAGAAAUAAAACGGUUAAUAGAUAGAUAAUUAAAAAAACUCUUACUUUUUUUAAUCGUUUUAAACGAUUUAGACAUCUUAACGGAGUACCUUAUAUAUUUUAAAUAUUAUUUACACUUUUUACGUUUUUUUGCUGGCAAACGAAGUAUAAAUAACGAUUACGAGUAUGGCAACAUCGAUAUUACGAAAUAAUUAUUAUGUUUUAAAUGGAUAUUGCAUAUAAUUUAUUAACACAGAAUUUUCACUCUUACGUGUUAGAUAUAAGUGUUAUAUUUGUAUGGUAAAAUAUUACAAUUUAGAUCUAAAUCCUUGUUGCCGGCUUCUCUGUAAAUGAAAACUUUACGAUAUUGUUUUAAAUAAAGCACUAAUGAAUUUUGUUCAACAAAUUAUGUAUAUUUUA
Messenger RNA from Vanessa atalanta (red admiral), 2647 nucleotides. RefSeq names its product facilitated trehalose transporter Tret1 (gene nebu). The record is from RefSeq and is a predicted model, not a curated record. Gene Ontology annotation, cellular component: membrane. Lineage: Eukaryota; Metazoa; Arthropoda; Insecta; Lepidoptera; Nymphalidae. The coding region runs from base 245 to 1699 and encodes 484 amino acids. Gene Ontology annotation, biological process: carbohydrate transport; transmembrane transport. The transcript is spliced from 3 exons. Gene Ontology annotation, molecular function: sugar transmembrane transporter activity.